Molecule: messenger RNA, 5174 nt
Organism: Micropterus dolomieu (smallmouth bass)
Lineage: Eukaryota; Metazoa; Chordata; Actinopteri; Centrarchiformes; Centrarchidae
Gene: fubp1
Product: far upstream element (FUSE) binding protein 1
Exons: 20
Coding region: 67-2103 (678 amino acids)
Biological process (GO): regulation of DNA-templated transcription
Cellular component (GO): nucleus; cytoplasm
Molecular function (GO): mRNA binding
Source: RefSeq, a predicted model, not a curated record
UCCUGGCCACAUCCCGUGUAUGAAACCCGCCAUCUUGUAGCGCUGAGAAGGAGAAGAGCAGCAGAUAUGGCUGAUUACAGCAGCGUGGCUCCACCGUCCUCUAACGCUGGUGGCGGAAUGAACGACGCUUUUAAAGACGCUCUACAGCGAGCACGACAGAUUGCAGCGAAAAUCGGCGGUGACGGCGUCGCAGCACCCCCAACUAAUGAAUUUGGCUACGGAGGCCAGAAAAGGCCCCUGGAGGACGCUGGUGGGUAUUUUCCCAUGCCUAACCUGAAUAUCGACCAACCAGAGACAAAGAAAGUGGCUACAAAUGAUGCCUUUUCAGCAAUGGGAGGAAUGGGUGGCCCCCCAAGGUCAAUAUCAGAGGAAUUCAAGGUUCCCGAUGGAAUGGUUGGAUUCAUUAUUGGAAGAGGAGGCGAACAAAUAUCACGUCUGCAGCAGGAGUCUGGAUGCAAAAUACAGAUUGCACCUGACAGUGGAGGCAUGCCAGAUAGGUCAGUGACAUUAACAGGACCACAGGAGUCCAUCCAGGCAGCAAAGAGGCUACUCACAGAGAUAGUUGAGAAGGGGCGCCCGGCUCCAGCUUUCAACCACAACGACGGCCCAGGAAUGACUGUCCAGGAGAUUAUGGUCCCUGCCUCUAAAGCCGGACUUGUCAUUGGGAAGGGAGGAGAAACUAUCAAAAGCCUUCAGGAAAGAGCUGGAGUGAAGAUGGUCAUGAUCCAAGACGGACCCCAAAACACAGGUGCAGACAAGCCACUCCGCAUUUCAGGAGAACCCUUUAAAGUUCAGCAAGCCAAAGAGAUGGUGAUGGAGCUAAUCAGAGAUCAAGGCUUCAGGGAGCAGAGGGGCGAGUAUGGUUCACGAGUUGGAGGCGGAGGAGGCGGCGGCGGAGGAGAUAGCUUGGAUGUUCCCGUCCCCCGGUUUGCAGUUGGAAUUGUCAUUGGCAGAAAUGGAGAGAUGAUCAAGAAAAUACAGAAUGACACAGGCGUCCGAAUUCAGUUUAAACCAGAUGACGGCAGCACACCAGACAGGAUAGCCCAGAUCAUGGGCCCCCCUGAUCAGGCUCAGCACGCCGCAGAAAUCAUAUCCGAUUUGCUGAGGAGCGUCCAGGCCGGUGGGCCUCCAGGACAUGGAGGUGGCAGGGGUCGUGGUCGCGGGCAGGGGAACUGGAACAUGGGCCCCCCUGGUGGCCUGCAGGAGUUUACCUUCACUGUCCCGACGAUGAAGACGGGUCUCAUCAUCGGAAAAGGUGGUGAGACAAUCAAGGGCAUCAGCCAGCAGUCUGGAGCCAGGAUCGAGCUACAGAGGAAUCCUCCACCCAACGCCGAUCCUAACAUCAAAAUGUUCACAGUUCGGGGCUCCCCUCAACAGAUAGACUACGCCAGGCAGCUGGUGGAGGAGAAAAUUGGGGGACCAGUCACUCCAAUGGGAGGCCCACAUGGCCCCCCUGGUCCACAUGGAGGUCCAGGCCCACAUGGUCCUCCUGGACCACCAGGCCCCCCAGGUGCUCCCAUGGGUCCAUACAACCCUGGACCAUACAACCAGGGCCCUCCAGGACCACAUGGUCCACCUGCACCGUACCAGCCUCAGGGAUGGGGCAAUGGCUACCCACACUGGCAACAAGGACAGCCGGAUCCAAGUAACGAAACUGGCUUGUGUCCAGAUAAAGCAGCAGCUGAUGCCAACGCAGCAGCGUGGGCAGCCUACUAUGCGCAAUACAGCCAGCAGCCGCAGGCUCCCAUGACCCCGACAAGCGGAGCUCCUGGCACGACUCAAACAAACGGCCAAGGUGACCCACAGGCUGCAGGUCAGAGUGGACAGGCAGAUUACUCCAAGGCCUGGGAGGAAUAUUACAAGAAAAUGGGUCAACAGAGUCAACAACCUCAGGACUACACGAAAGCCUGGGAGGAGUAUUACAAGAAACAAGGUCAAGCGGCCCCUCAGGCCACAGCAGCGGCAGCAGCAGCUUCCCAGCCUGGAGGCCAGCCAGACUACAGCGCUGCUUGGGCGGAGUACUACCGUCAGCAGGCCGCUUACUACGGCACAGCCAACCCUCAGACGAUGGGUGCAGCACCACAAGCCCCUCAGGGCCAGUAAUGUGAAGUGGACAUAAAGUAAAUGCUACAUUGUCGAAACAAAAUCCUUUGUUAAAUGUUUGGAUGCAGACGCCUUGAUGAAGAUCUUAAAUUUCCUUGGUUUGAAAGCGUUUCACAUAGAUGGCAGAUUACCCGGCGAACACGUCCUCUUUCAAUUUUUUUUGUUUUCCUUUUUCUUGUAAAUGCUUUGUUUUUAGUGAGGUAAUUAUACAUAUGGUCAUUCCAGCCCUGUAUCUACAUUAAAUGUGGUUAGAAGUCAUGUUUAUUAAACUGUAGACAUUACCAUGUAAAUCAUCUCAGUUUUAAAAUGCUAUUGCCUGUUGUGUUUUUGCAAUAAAACAAACUGAAACCUCCUGUGUUGGUAAGUUGGGGUGGUUUUAAACUAAAAGGGUUAAAAUGAGUUUCUGUAUGUUUGUUUUUUUUUUUUUUUGUUUGUUUUAUGGUGGGGAGUUUCAAAUGCAGGCCAUGUGUGGGUUUAAUUGUCCAAAAAGGUUGACUCAAAGAUGUGCUGUCCUGUCUCUCUCCAACUGUCUAUAAGGCUCUUAGAUACAUUAUGUGCGUGCAUUGAUCCAGAGGGGUUCAGACCAACAAACGUCCUUGUUGAUAGACCUUCUUUUUUUACACUUCUGUUUGCUCACAUUGCUCUGACUUUAGCAGUAGACAGAUGUUUGUCAUAAGAAAGUCGUCAGGUUUCUGUGUACCGUAACUCAUGCAUUAACGGCGUUGCUGUGGCACUCUUGAAUUUUACCUGGUUUGCUGACAUUGAGGUAGUAUGCACUGUAUUUUGCCUUGAUAGACACUUCCUCCUCCACAGGCAAGUUUAGAAAAGCGGUAAGCAAGUGUUCUUCUUAACAUGUUCCUCAGAAAACGUGGUUGCAAGAAAUGUUGCAUAUUUUUAGUGUUAUCUUUUUUUGUGCUGUUUUUUUCCAGGACAGCCAGGUAAAUUGCCAUUGUAUUGGAAAAUGCAUUGAAAAGUUUGUCUUGCCCAUUGAGAACUAACUCAUGUAUAAACUUGUUAUUUUUUUUUAAAAAUGUUUUUUUAAUAUAAAAACAUUGCAAAAAUCGUUUUUGCUGUGCCCAUUCUGUUAGUGUUUAUCCAAUAUCAGAAAAUAGACGUUGUAGGGUCGGUGGCUAAGCAGUCUUCAUCCAUCAGUUGAGCCCUCCUAUACUGUAAGUACAAAAUUGUGACUGAGAGAUACCCGCCUAUUUUUGAUGCUUUAUAAACUGCAAAAGAUGUAGUAUUUUUGUCAAAUAUUGCCAUUUUCCCCAUGUCUCUGGGUAAGUAUCAAAUGUUCUGAGGGGAGGAAUAGUGCUUUAGACUUGAACCAUGUUUCCGAGACUCAUUUCCCCUUGUGUGAUUCUACUGACUGCACAACAUUUAGACUUUAAAAUCUUUUACAGUAUGUUGACUUUGUAGAUUGUUAGACUAUUUGUGUAGGUAGCAUUUCAGUGCCAGUUGGAUUUCUGAACUGAGGGUUUGAAUGUCAGCACUCUGUUACACUGUUGGUAGGAACUGUUUAAGGAUGUCCAUGUGGUUCUUUUGCGUUUUGAAUUCCUGACCUGCUAAGUGCCAUUGUCUAGCUGAGACUGUCAUGUUAAUGCCAUUUAUUGCAACAUAUUGCUUAAAAGUCCCACUGCAUUACUUCAGUGUAGCAUGCUUAGGUUUCUGCUGUUAUUUUAAUGCCCUAUAUGAGCAUGUGGAAUGCUUAUAGUGGAAGAGCUUCUCACUAGUUCAGUACUGAUAAUGACAUUUUCUGAAUGAGCACCAUUGUUGAAAGGCUGUUAAUUUUAAAGUAAAACAAAGUCUUGCAAAACUGCAUUGUUCACUGAUGGCAAAGAGUGCAAUAUAUCUGAUCUUUGCAGUGUCGUCCCAGACCUUGCACCUUAGGUUCUGCUGCAAUAACACAGGUAAGCGAAACCUAAGGAAACCAGUGUUUUUGUCCAGUGACAUGAUCAAUAUACAUGUAAAGAAAUGCUUACCUGUGUCUUUAACAUGCCUCAAUGCAUUUAUGCUUAGUCAUAAAGAAAUGUCCAGGAUAUCUUAAGUAUGAGCAGCCUUUUUUUAAGAUCUUUCAUGAAUGAACUGCAUGACAUGAGCUGUAUGACUUUACCCAGAAAACGUUGUUGCAUAGGCUCACUGAGGAAAUGUUGUCAUUGUCGUCUGUGCUUAAUAAUUGAUAGCUUUAUCUUUGCAUCCCGGUAAGUCUGACAGUGACUGUAAUUUCGAUGCUUUAGACAACUUUGACACUGGUAUAGUAAACUGCAUGCCAUGCAAACCUGUUGUCAGAAGUUAGCAAUGUGCAAAGGUCAAUGUACUAGGUCAAACACGGUGAAAUACAUUUUCAUUUCUGUCGUGGUGUGAAUCUGCCCUCAAGUGCAGUGCAAAUCUGCUAUUGAAACGCUGCUGCCUUCACUUCUCGCUCACAGUGUUGGAGGAUGCUGCAAGCUUAGGUCAUAGAAUCAGGCCCUGUCGUAGUUUGUCCCCAAAAGGAGGAAUCCUUUGAGUCUAUCCCACUGCUGAACGUAGACCGUUCAAGAGCUCCAGUGAUAAGGUAAAAAAGCAACGCAAUGAAAUUUAAACUCUGUGAUUGCAAAGUGGUGUUCAGAUACAUGUUUUUUCCAGCUCGGAUUGACUGUUUCUUAACCAUGAUGCCAUAGUGUAUUUAGAGUUGUCUGAUGGUUUAUUUUAUCGCUUGAAUGCCUUCAAUAACCUUUUAGUUAAUAGGAAUGUGCUUUAGAAAGUUGGAUGAGGACAGGAACUAAUGUACUUUCAAUUACAUAUGCACUUUUAUUGGCAGUAAAUUUGGGGGUUAUCAGCUUAAAGUCACUACUUCUGUGUAGUUUAAGGGUCACAUUGUUUGUUUGAGGCUGUUCACUAUGUAUAUGUGAGAUGCUCAGUGUUUCAACACAGUUCGUGGGGGGUGUAGAAGACAAAACAAGGAGCAUGCCUUUAUAGAGGUAAAAGGUUUCAUGUGUUUUUGUAUAUUAAAUCUAUUCGUGGUUUGUUUUUUGAAUCAACUGUUCUGACUUUUGACAUGUUGCCAUGUUCAUUAAUAAAGUUGUAACAAAUAA